Molecule: messenger RNA, 2881 nt
Organism: Eurytemora carolleeae
Lineage: Eukaryota; Metazoa; Arthropoda; Copepoda; Calanoida; Temoridae
Exons: 10
Coding region: 769-2823 (684 amino acids)
Source: RefSeq, a predicted model, not a curated record
UGUAUCAUCAAGAUUUAGAAGGAUAAACAAUGAUCUGAAUGUGCCUUAAAUGAACCAUUAUUUACUGCUCCAAUUGACCUUUUUUUGCAAAGACCUGAUUUUCUGUAGUUAGGUUAGGAAUGAAAUUAUAACCAUGUUAUACUUCCAUACUCAAAAUGUGGCCUUACAAACACAUUAUAAACUAGUAGACACAUGUUUAAUGGUAAAAAUUUUAAUCUGAUUCAGAGCAAAAAAAUAAACUAGCAAUCUUAUUGUGCAAACAUGUUCAAUUUGAUAGUCCCAAUUUAAAAAUUCAUCAAUUUUGAGUCAAACAUAUUUGAAAUAUCUUUAGGAUCAUUGAAGACCUUGUGAUAAUCUCAUCCAGAUUAGGACCAGUUAUUCGAAGUACAACAGAUUUUAACACCCAAAUAUGUAUUCAAGAUGAAAUUGGUUUCUCCACACCACUGAAAAAAAAUAAAGGGAGAAGAACUUAGUUAUGACUACGGCGAGCAUGAUAGAAAUGUCAUGGCAGAGCUGCCCUGGCUCAAACUGUGAGACCAUCAUUACAUUAGGAUGGAGUUUAACCUCUAAGUCCGUGAAAACUUGCUAAUUAUUUAAUUGUUUUUAUUCCAUUUCAAACUGUAUAUGUUUUUUAGUCCAUUAUGUCUCAAUCAAGAACAAAAUUGUGUCCUUUUAAAAUGCUCAUGAUCAGGGUCUGCUUCUCCUACAUUUAAUUAUCUUUUUUUCAGGAAAAUUAAAAUGUCCUUGUUUAAUUUUUGAACUUCAGUGAUGCCAGGCACACAUAUGACAGAAUUUAAAUUAAUAACAGACUGGGUUGAGUUCUUGGCGAGUCAUGUCUCUAAAAUGGAGUGUUCAGAGGCUUUAACCGAUGAGGAAAGGUUAAAUUACGAGAAGACUAAUGAUGAAGGGUUUGCUGUCAUCCAGAGACUGUUGGGACUUCAUUUUCUGAUGAAUAGGCAAUUGCAGACAACAAAAAUAAUAAACAUGGAUGAAGAUUACUACCUGAAACCGUAUAAGAAUAUAUUAGACUCAUGUGUGGAAUUCUUAAAAGGCCAUUGUAACUCAUCAUGCACCAUCGACCAUGUGGAUUUUCACAGGUUCAUUGAAGACCUUGAGAGAAUCUCAUCCAGAUUAGGACCAGUUAUUCGAAGUACAACAGAUUUUAACACCCAAAUAUGUAUUCAAGAUGAAAUUGGUUUCUCCACACCACUGAAAAAAAAUAAAGGUAAAACAAAACUCUUCAUUAGUCCAGCUCCAAACAAAAAUGUAGCAGAACACAAACUUGAAACAGCCACCAACUCAGAGGAGAAAGAUGAACUGUCUACAAAUGAGCUCUUGACAAGUUCAUCCACAACAGAAACUGAAUAUUUGCCUGUAUCAGAACCUUUACAAGAGGACGACGAGUUUCCGUUUACCAGUACACCAGAGAAGCAGAUAACAGAACCAUCGUUUGAGGACAAACAUCUGCCUGAAUUGACAGAACUUGCAAAACAGGCUGUUGAAUAUGCUGCUAAUUCCACAGAGCGUACUAAAUUGGUUCAACAGAUUAUACAAAUGAGGAGUUACUGUAAAUUGUUAGAUCCUGAUAAAACAAUGCAAAUGUUUAAGUGUUGUUUUAUCUGCAAGAAAAAUUUCACACAAGUGAAAAAUUUGUAUGAACACUUGCGAAAAUCUUGUAAAAUUGUUAAAAACCCUUUAAAGCAAACUAAUCUACCAAAAAACAGUGCUGAGUCCUGGAGGGCUGUGGAUGAACUGUCUGAGCAGGGAGAAUUGGUCUUCAAUAAUAUGAUAUCAGAUCCAGGAAGUUCUUCUGAGCCACUUAAACAUGUGGAUAAUAUUUCAAGAAAGAAGAAACAAAAGACUGACUUCAGUAACAUUCUAUCAGGUAUAGAACCGUUGUCUAGUAGUGAAGAGGAGAAUACAGAGAAGUCUCAAUCUCAUGAAACAUCGACCAAACCAGAGGAGAAAACUGAUCUUGAAUCAGAGACUUUACAAGAGGAGGACCUCAGUACCAUUCUACCAGGUACAUCAGGGUUGCUUAGUAGUAGCGAUGCGAAUAUGGAGAAGUCUGAAUCUCCUUUAUCAGUUCCAGGAAGCUCAUCAGAGUCCCAGAAGAUUGUUGGAAAGAAUUACAAGACGGAACUUCAAAUGAUGUCUGGUAUCCUGAGAGAUACAACAGGAAUUACUGAGUCCUGGAAGCCUGGGGAUGAGCUUUCGGAAGCAGAAUCCUUAAAGGAUAGACAGGUUAAAUGGCCUCCCAAGGAUGUUACGAAUCUUGCAAAGAAGCUUGCGCAACCAAAGUCUUACUGGGAGUUUUUGGACAUUACAGUGCUAAAUAAGGCAGAGAUUAGAACCUGGGAAGAGGGGCAAAAGUUCAUGAAAAGAGCUAUAAGGCAUAGUGAAAGUGAACCAGAUGGAAAACGAAAAAGAGUGAAAACCAAGAAGUUUGGCGAGGAUAAUAGUGAUUCAGACGAAGAAGAGAGGCGGCUUCCCUCUAAGAAAGACACCAGAGGAAAGGAGACAGAAACUGAUGGAAGACCAACAACGCCCUUAGCAAGAAAGAAAAUCAGUCUAGAUGCGGGGAGCCCACUGCCCAAGAGACUUUAUACAAGUACUCCUUCCCGCUUCGACGUUCCUGAUGAAAUAGAUUCAGUGAAUUCAGUUGACCUAACUAAUGAGGUGGCAGCGUCACCUUCAAAUAUCUCUCAAAGUCAAAAGUUGGAUGAAUUGAUCCAAACAGUGAAUCUGUUGAACCAAACAGUGAAUCGGUUGGAAAGAAAAAUCGACCAAUAUCAAGCGAAAAAGGUCAGAUUUAUACAAUAAUUAUUUGAAUAGUUAUUAACCUACGUCCUAUACGGCCCCCAAAAUAUGGAAAUUUAAA